Molecule: messenger RNA, 465 nt
Organism: Apis cerana (Asiatic honeybee)
Lineage: Eukaryota; Metazoa; Arthropoda; Insecta; Hymenoptera; Apidae
Gene: mRpL34
Product: mitochondrial ribosomal protein L34
Biological process (GO): translation
Cellular component (GO): mitochondrial large ribosomal subunit; ribosome
Molecular function (GO): structural constituent of ribosome
Source: RefSeq, a predicted model, not a curated record
GAUGGCAACAAUGCGUCUUUUCUUUUACUUUAAAUCCUACAUGUUAAAAUUUUUAAUAUUUCAUAAAUCGAAAAAGUGAUAUUAUUAAAACAUUAUUUUAAAAUAAAGAUAAUAUUAUUUUAAAACUUUUAUAACAUGAUAGGCACAUUAAUCUCUAAUACAUAUAAAACAUUUCCACGACUUGCAUUAUUUAAUCAAACUUUUUCAUCAAUUUCACCCACAAUAAUAAAUCCAUGGAAUUUAACUAUAAACAGAACUAUAAUGAGAUAUCAUUUUCCACAUCCUAAUGAACGUCGCCGUAUUAAACGUCACGGAUGGAUUACAAGAAUGUUAACUCCCAAUGGACGGAAAAUUCUCAUGAGAAGAAUAUUGAAAGGCAAAUAUGUACUUAGUCAUUAAAUAUUAUAUAUAUACGUAGAUGUAUAUGUAUACUUAUAUUAAAAUAAAAAAUCAAAAAUCAGUAAA